AUGAUAGUGCUGAUCGGUGUCAUAGUAGUAGACGUGAUAGUGCUGAUCGCUGUCACAGUAGUAGAAGUGAUAGUACUGAUCGUUGUCACAGUAGUAGAAUUGAUAGUACUGAUCGCUGUCAUAGUAGUAGACGUGAAAGUGCUGAUCGCUGUCACAGUUGUAGAAGUGAUAGUACUGAUCGCUGUCACAGUAGUUGAAGUGAUAGCACUGAUCGCUGUCACAGUAGUAGAAGUGAUAGUACUGAUCGCUUUCACAAUAGAAGAAGUGAAAAUACUUAUCGCUGUCACAGUAGUAGAAGUGAUAGUACUGAUCGCUGUCACAGUAGUAGAAGUGAUAGCACUGAUCGCUUUCACAAUAGAAGAAGUGAAAAUACUUAUCGCUGUCACAGUAGUAGAAGUGAUAGUACUGAUCGCUGUCACAGUAGUAGAAGUGAUAGCACUGAUCGCUUUCACAAUAGAAGAAGUGAAAAUACUUAUCGCUGUCACAGUAGUAGAAGUGAUAGUACUGAUCGCUGUCACAGUAGUAGAAGUGAUAGCACUGAUCGCUUUCACAAUAGAAGAAGUGAAAAUACUUAUCGCUGUCACAGUAGUAGAAGUGAUAGUACUGAUCGCUGUCACAGUAGUAGAAGUGAUAGCACUGAUCGCUUUCACAAUAGAAGAAGUGAAAAUACUUAUCGCUGUCACAGUAGUAGAAGUGAUAGUACUGAUCGCUGUCACAGUAGUAGAAGUGAUAGCACUGAUCGCUUUCACAGUAGUAGACGUGAUAGCACUGAUCGCUAUCACAAUAGAAGAAGUGAAAAUACUGAUCGCUGUCACAUUAGUAGAAGUGAUAGUACUGAUCGCUGUCACAGUAGAAGACGUAAUAGUACUGAUCGCUGUCAUAGUUUUAGAAGUGAUAGUUCCGAUCAAAGUCGCAUUAGUAGAAGUGAAAGUGCUGAUCACCCCACUAUCACGUCUAUUACUGUGCCAGCGAUAA
Mya arenaria is the source of this 975-nucleotide messenger RNA. RefSeq lists its product as uncharacterized. The coding region runs from base 1 to 975 and encodes 324 amino acids. The transcript has a single exon. The record is from RefSeq and is a predicted model, not a curated record. NCBI's taxonomy places the organism in Eukaryota, Metazoa, Mollusca, Bivalvia, Myida, Myidae.